UGCAAUGACUGCGGUAAAUCUUUCACAUGUACUAAUUAUCUUUGCAGGCAUGAAAGCAGUCAUACUGGAGAGAAACUUUCUAAAUGCACUCUAUGUGGUAAAGCCUUUCCCUAUUCCACUGAUCUUGUACGGCAUAAAAGAACACACACUGUUGAGAAGCCUUACAAAUGUAAUCAAUGUGGUAAACCCUUUGCACAAAACAGUCAUCUCAAAAGCCAUACAAGAACACAUACUGGAGAGAAACCUUAUGAAUGUAACCAGUGUGGUAAAGCCUUUGCACAAAACAGUCAUCUCACAAGACAUAAAAGAACACACACUGGACAGAAACCUUAUGAAUGUAACCGAUGUGGUAAACCCUUUGCAGAAAACAGUACUCUCAUACGGCAUAAAAGAACACACACUGGAGAGAAACCUUAUGAAUGUAAUGAGUGUGGUAAAGCCUUUGCAGAAAACAGUACUCUCUUAAGCCAUAAAAGAACACACACUGGAGAGAAACCUUAUGAAUGUAGUGAGUGUGGUAAAGCCUUUGCAGAAAACAGUACUCUCUUAAGCCAUAAAAGAACACACACUGGAGAGAAACCUUAUGAAUGUAACCAGUGUGGCAAAGCCUUUGCAGAAAACAGUACUCUCUUAAGCCAUAAAAGAACACACACUGGAGAGAAACCUUAUGAAUGUGAUAAGUGUGGUAAAGCCUUUGCAUUAAACAGUCAUCUCGUAAGUCAUAGAAGAACACACACUGGAGAGAAACCUUAUAAAUGUAACCAAUGUGGUAAAGCCUUUACAGAAAACAGUACUCUCAUACGGCAUAAAAGAACACACACUGGAGAGAAACCUUAUGAAUGUAACCAGUGUGGUAAAGUCUAUGCACAAAACAGUCAUCUCAUAAGACAUAAAAGAACACACAUUGGAGAGAAACCUUAUGAAUGUAACCAGGGCAGUAAAGCCUUUGCACAAAAAAAGUCAUCUCAUAGGCAUAAAAGAAAACAUACAAGAAAGAAACCUUAUGAAGAUACCGAAUGUGGCAAAGCCUUUGCACAGCAGAGUGGUCUCCAAAAACGUGAAAAAACACACAAGCUGGGCCUUUUCCGCCAACUGUCUAUAGCUGAGGUCACCCAGCUCUUGCAGCAGCUGGUCGUUGGCUUCAACACCCAGAGGAGAGUCAGCCCUACAGUCACACAGGUGUCUGGAAUUGGAACGUGCCUAUUGGGACCUUCUAUGCUUCCCCCGGUGGCUUUACAAGAAAUUUGCAAUAUUACUCUUGUAAAUUCAAGCUUUACAUAUAUUGCUGCACCUAAUGGCACUUAUUUUGCCUGCUCCACUGGUCUUACUCCUAAUCUUCGUUGGAGCUGGUACAGGCAUAGUCUCCCUAAAUACCUCCCAGCAACAAUUAAUCAACUCUCCCUAGCAGUGGACAAAGACCUACAAGAUUUGCAGAAAGGCUUACAGGACCUAAAAGAUUCUAUGGUGUCUUUAUCUGAGGUAGUUUUACAAAACAGUCGUGGUCUAGAUUUGGUUUUUCUCCAGGAAGGUGGACUCUGUGCUGCGCUCAAGGAAGAAUGCUGCUUUUACACUGACAAAACAGGUUUAGUGCAAAGCAGUAUUGAUAAGUUUUACUCCAGUUUGGAGGAACAAAAAUGGAACAGAGGAAAACAAGAGUCCUGGUAUCAAAAUUGGUUUUCCACAUCCCCAUGGCUAACCACUCUGCUUCCCAGUCUGCUAGGACCUUUUGUAGGUAUCCUUUUGCUUCUCUCUUUUGGCCCCUGGGCCUUUAAUCGAUUGACAAGCUUUGUUAAGAGUCAGGUGGAUUCUGCAAUCAAGCCAGUGGGAGUCCAUUACCAUCGCCUCGCCACGGAAGAAGAGUCUACCGUUGACCUGCCAGAGGACCAAAACAACCCCACAUCUUGA
Meriones unguiculatus (Mongolian gerbil) is the source of this 1905-nucleotide messenger RNA. RefSeq names its product zinc finger protein ZFP2-like. Lineage: Eukaryota; Metazoa; Chordata; Mammalia; Rodentia; Muridae. Gene Ontology annotation, biological process: regulation of transcription by RNA polymerase II. Gene Ontology annotation, molecular function: DNA-binding transcription factor activity, RNA polymerase II-specific; RNA polymerase II cis-regulatory region sequence-specific DNA binding. The record is from RefSeq and is a predicted model, not a curated record. Gene Ontology annotation, cellular component: nucleus.